AUGUCAAAUCAAUCAAGUCCGCUCAAUCCGACAUGGCAGGGCCAUAUAGCAUCCACGCUCGAUGCUCUGAUGCUCUUCGAAGGUUCCCUUGGAGGUUUGCUCAACCACGUCCCUCGCCGCCCACACGACCGGGAGCGCCAGGACCUCAUUCAGAGCGGCAGCGUCUUCAUCUACGAGGAGCACGCCUCGGGCAUCAAGCGUUGGACAGAUGGCGUCUCGUGGAGCCCCAGCCGCAUCCUCGGCAACUUCCUCAUCUACCGCGAGCUCGAGAAGCCCUUCCCGCCGGGCGAGAAGAAACGGGCCCUCAAGAAGAAAAACAUCAGCAGCUACGUUGCCGCUGGCAUCGACCUCGGCAAGGACACGGAGAGAUCCCUCAUUGGCUCGCUCAUCGACUCGUAUCCGUUCAAGACCGACGGCCUCGUCAAGAAGACAAUCAGCAUCACCUACCGCGGGGUCCCGCACCAUCUCGUCAGCUACUACAGCGUCGAGGAUGUCAUGUCGGGGCGUCUGAUGACCCCUUCAAAAGACAAUCGCUUGAGGGAAAUUGUCCCGCGCAUGGAGCUCAUGACGUCGCAAAACUUCCGAGCUCCCGUCGACGAGGUCGACGCUUCCGGCAGCAUCUUGCAGAGAGCAUGGUCAGGCCCCGGCAUACACACCGUCCCGGUUCCGGCGUAUACGACCUCGCCCGCAUUUGCCUUUCCGCCUGGCCCGCACCACUCCUACGUCUCGUCCAUGGGCCCCUCAAUGGGGGUUCCGAUGUCCUCGUCGAUGCCGCCACCUCUCCCCUCGUCGAUGACAUCGCCGUCUCCAGGCAAUUAUGCCCUCGACCCUAACCGGACGGCGCGCUUUGGAUCUGGGGCCGGCAUCGCCAACGAGUUUCCACGCAACAUGCCGACGCAGAGCCCACCGCGGCGCCAUUCCACAUUUGGGGCGACUCCGUCCAAUGGCAACGCAUACAUACAUCAGCCCUCGUACUACCUUCCUCAUCGAGGACCCUCGAUCAACGCGCAGGAAGGCCAGAACUUCCCGUCCCCGCGGCAAAUGAAGAUGGAAGCAACCGGUGUUGGUCCCGAGGACGGCGCGCCCCAGCAGUAUGGGCUGGACGAGAGUAGCUCCGCAUGGAACUUCGAUACCAUUGAUGGCCCUCACGACCAGCAGUAUUUUGGCAGUCAUGCAACGAAUGGGGCGGCUCAACAGUGGCAGAGCAACGCCAAUAGCCUGGGCCGGACAUGA
This is a messenger RNA of Hirsutella rhossiliensis, 1233 nucleotides long. Its product is annotated as gti1/Pac2 family domain-containing protein. The transcript has 5 exons. The record is from RefSeq and is a predicted model, not a curated record. Gene Ontology annotation, molecular function: DNA binding. The coding region runs from base 1 to 1233 and encodes 410 amino acids. NCBI's taxonomy places the organism in Eukaryota, Fungi, Ascomycota, Sordariomycetes, Hypocreales, Ophiocordycipitaceae.